CAUGGCAUCCAACGAGUCUUCGUCAAACCCUCUACGUGUCCGCUCCUUCUUUUAACAUACGUACACGUCCUACUCCACAAUCCGCACUGCAACAGGUGAAGUUGCAGUUAUAUCUGAAAAGUAUAUUAUUUAUGACUUUAUUGUAAUUUUAAAAGUGUGUUUAGAGAAAGUUUAGAAAAAAAUUAAUUUUUUUUUUUUGGAGACGAAAAUAAAUUUUAUCUCUCUCUAUAAGGGGGAAAAUUAUAAAAAAGGAUUUUUAAAAAUGAAAAAUUCACCGAAUACAUCAGGAAUGGAAGUGGAGGAGUUUCGUACGCGUGGAAAACAAAUGGUGGAGUAUAUUUGUGAAUUUAUGAGCAAUAUACAUAAUCGAAGAGUGACUCCUGACGUUGGACCAGGAUAUCUUCGUCCUCUUCUACCAUCGGAACCACCCCACGAGCCAGAAUCAUGGGAUGACAUUAUGAAUGAUGUAGAGGCGAAAAUUAUGCCAGGGAUUACGCACUGGCAGCAUCCCAGAUUUCACGCGUAUUUUCCUGCUGGAAAUUCCUUUCCUUCCAUUCUUGGUGAUAUGUUAUCAGAUGCAAUUGGAUGUAUCGGAUUUUCAUGGGCUGCCAGUCCAGCUUGCACAGAAUUGGAGACGAUAGUUUGUGAUUGGUUCGGAAAGGCAAUUGGUCUACCCAACGACUUCCUGUAUUUUAGUGAAGGAAGUAGAGGCGGUGGUGUAAUACAGGGUUCAGCAUCAGAGUGUAUAUUAGUUUGUAUGUUGGCUGCAAGAGCACAGGCGAUUGCUAGGCUUAAGGAAUCUCCAGCUCAUUCACAUUUAGAUGAAACUGCUCUACUUGGAAAGUUAAUGGCCUACUGUAGUCGUGAGAGUCAUAGUUGUGUUGAAAAAGACGCAAUGAUAUGCUUCGUAAAAUUAAGAAUUUUGGAACCCGAUGAAAAAAGUGUGCUAAGGGGUGAAACUUUACGACAGGCAAUCGAAGCUGACGUCGCAGAAGGAUAUGUGCCAUUUUUCGUUUCCACAACUCUUGGCACAACGGCAUGUGUUUCAUUUGAUAAUUUAAAGGAAAUAGGACCUGUUUGUAAAAAAUAUCCUGGAAUUUGGUUGCACGUCGAUGCAGCCUAUGCUGGUAAUGCAUUCAUUUGUCCUGAAUUAAAAUACCUUAUGGAAGGUAUCGACUACGCAGAUUCAGUUAACACCAAUCCUAAUAAGUUCCUGCUAACUAAUUUCGAUUGCUCUUGUCUCUGGGUUCGAGACAGGUUUAAACUAACAAGUGCUCUAGUUGUAGACCCUCUUUAUCUUCAGCAUACUCACGCUGACACAGCAAUUGAUUAUAGGCAUUGGAGUAUACCACUGAGUAGGCGAUUUAGAUCAUUAAAAUUAUGGUUUGUCAUUAGAAGCUAUGGAAUUUCUGGAUUACAAGCGUAUAUUCGGAAUCAUGUUCAGCUUGCAAAACGUUUUGAGUCACAUGUUAAAAAAGACUCGAGGUUUGAAGUUUGCAACGAAGUUGUAUUGGGUCUGGUAUGUUUUCGAGCGAAGGGAUCUGAUAAAUUAAAUCAAAAAUUAUUGAGUGCAAUUAAUGACUCUGGAAAAAUACACAUGAUUCCAGCAAAAGUUAACCAAAGAUAUACGAUACGAUUUGCUCUAGCUGCUCCAAAUGCUACAAACGAGGAUGUUGAUAUUGCGUGGGGCGUAAUCACGGACUACUUAUCAGAACUUCUAGAAUCUAAGGACGUUAUGGAUGAAUUAGCUGAUAUUAGAGAAAAGAAGAGGAAAGCAACUUUAGAACAGAGAAGAGCCUUCUUUGUACGAAUGGUUUCUGAUCCUGCAAUUCAACCAGGAUUUACUAAAACACCAAAUAGAACACCUAAACUUGACACACAGGCUACAAUUGGUGGAAUAGGUUCUAAUCAAACUCCUACACGUUCGUGGAUAUCCUGGCCAUUAGCCUAUUUGAUGCAAGCAAAGGAUGCUGCCGAUACCAGUGAACUAUCUCUCAGGUGGGGGAUUUUCGAAAAGUUUCGCCAUUUGGAUACAAUGGUAAGAUUAAAAACUGGAGGAGCCGGAAGUCGUCGAGGAAGUAGUAACGGUGGAAGUCCUGAACCAUCUCCGUCCGUUUCACCUUCUCGAGGAAGAUCACCAAAUGGUCGAGCGUAAUUAAAAUAAUAGAUUGGCUCAAUCUUAAAUAUAUUAUAUAAUAUAUGCGAAAUUUAAUUUAAAAAAAAAAUUAAAAUCAACAUCGAUACACAUAUUUCAUGUGAAUAAAAAUUGAAAAAAAAAGAUUUGUUCUCCAAAUUUACAUCUAAUGGAUUUAUCUUGCGACGCUCAAUUCGCAACACCAAUAAGGAUCAAGUAUAUAUAUUUAAUUAUAAAGACUUUAUGAACACAGUUUUUCUGAGAAUAUCAAAUUGAGACCAUAAAGUGUAUCAAAUUGUUGAUAAUGCAACGUUUUAAUGCUGUUUAUGGUCUCAAUUUGAGAGCCUCAGUAAACUGUGAAAUUAAAAAAGCUUUCAACAAAUUUGAACAAAUAAAAAUAUUAUUUACAAAGAUUACACUUUAAUCGCGUAUCUUCAAUAUAAAAGAGAUUUAACAAAUUUUCAAACACCUUAAUGUACUUCUUUAGAGGUCUUCUUAGAUAAAAGUAAAAAAAAAAAAUGUUGAAGUUCUUAUAGGUGUAUCGAAAAUUUCAAUAAAAAUUAGAUGUCAAAUUACGUUUCAUUUUAU
Molecule: messenger RNA, 2722 nt
Organism: Leptopilina boulardi
Lineage: Eukaryota; Metazoa; Arthropoda; Insecta; Hymenoptera; Figitidae
Product: tyrosine decarboxylase-like
Exons: 14
Coding region: 263-2155 (630 amino acids)
Biological process (GO): amino acid metabolic process
Molecular function (GO): pyridoxal phosphate binding; carboxy-lyase activity
Source: RefSeq, a predicted model, not a curated record